This is a messenger RNA of Closterium sp. NIES-65, 2775 nucleotides long. The record is from the annotation of a GenBank genome assembly. NCBI's taxonomy places the organism in Eukaryota, Viridiplantae, Streptophyta, Zygnematophyceae, Desmidiales, Closteriaceae.
AUGGAGGAAUUUGAGAAGAGUCUGGGAAUCGGUGGUAGCAAUUCAAAUGAGAAGCCGUCGACUACGGGGACAGAAUCCGAUGGGAAAAAUAAUUCUUCAGCGAAUUCGGGAAGCCGAAGUGAUGGGAAAGCGGAAGAUUCGAAAUCGCACGGCGAGGAUGCUGAAGAGGAGGUCGAGGAGAAAGAGACGGUCCAGAUGCUCGCUGACGGAGAUGCGGACGGGAUUCCGAUUCUGAUUGGCGUGAAGGAGCCGAAGAAAGAAUCUAAGAGUAAGAAAGCUGAGGAGGAAUCAAAGAAGGCAUCCGGGGAAGGCGGGGGGAAAGACGACAAGGAGAAGGAGAAGGGGAAGGGUAAGGGUGAGGAGAAGCGAGAGGAGAAGGGAAAAUCCGGAGGAAAGGAGGGAGACGUGGGAGCAGGGACAGGAGACCGGAAAGCAGGGAAGGAGAGCGCGAGUGCGGCGGAUGAUAACCCGGAUCAAUACGAAGGGGAGGAGGGCGAUGGCGCGCAGAAGAAGGCGAAAGGCGGCGGGAGAAAAGGAGGCAAAGGCGAGAACGUGGGCGAAAUGAUGGAGAAGAUUCUAGAAAGACUGGAUGACAUGGAAGGCGAGGGGGGGAAGUUCAACGAAACCCUAGAAAAGCAGGAGGCGGUUCUGGAGACAGUGGCGCGGGUGGGGAAGCACCACGUUCACGAGAAGGAGGAGAAAGAGCGCGAGGAGCGAGAGAAGCAAGAGCAGGAGGAGGCGGAGAGGGAAGCGGAGCUGAAGGCGAAGCAGGAGGCGGAAGCAGCUGCUGCUGCGGCAAAGAACAGCUGGGACGGAGGGGUGACUGGUGGUGGAGAGCGGUCGUUUUUCGAUAUUCUCCUGGGGAUAGAUGCUGUGCCGCCACCUCCGCCCCCGCCGCGCCCCACCCCUAAGAACGUCACUAAAGCGUCAGCUAGAAACGAGACCAAGAAAGAGCAGGAGGCGGAGCAGGAGGACGAGAAGGACGUUCCUAGGCUCAUAGACUCCCAGGAUAACGAAUACGUUAUAAGCAGCCCCGGUAAGGGGUCGAAGAUGCAGCUACAGGAGGAUUUCACCCUCAUUUCGGACAUUGUGAAGGUGAUAGUGGCGGCGGCGCUGGGCGGGCUGGCGUGUGGGCUGAUGGGGCAGCCCAUCAUCCUGGGAUACAUCGUUGCUGGCAUGGCCAUCGGCCCGGGCGGGCUGGGGCUCAUUCACGAGCUAGUACAGGUAAGUAGGGUUACCACAUGUGGUGUUACAGGGCGGUGGGUGCUAGGAGGCCUGGCGUGUGGGCUGAUGGGGCAGCCAAUCAUCCUGGGAUACAUUGUCGCUGGCAUGGCCAUCGGCCCGGGCAGGCUGGGCCUUAUCCACGAGCUCGUGCAGGUGGAAACCCUAGCGCAGUUCAGGGUGGUGUUCCUGCUCUUCGCCCUGGGGGUGGAGUUCAGUCUCGCCAAGGUGGAAACUUUAGCCCAGUUCGGAGUGGUGUUUCUGCUGUUCGCCCUGGGGGUCGAGUUCAGCCUCGCCAAGAUGCAGGGGGUGCACAACGUGGCGCUGGGCGGCGGAGUGCUGCAGAUCGCAAUUGCCAUGAUUCUGGGCGGCAUCUUCAGCUCCAACACGCCGCAGGGGCUCUUCAUAGGCGGUUUCCUAUCAAUGUCAUCUACAGCCGUGGUGCUCAAGUGCCUGGUGGACAUCAACGGCUUCAACUCUGAGCACGGCCAGAUCAUGCUCGGCACGCUCAUUGCACAGGACUGCGCCCUCGGGCUCCUCCUCGCAAUAAUGCCGGCGCUCGCCGCCCGCCCUGCAUCGGCCUCGGCCAUCCUACUGGCCCUGGUGCGCGAGCUGCUCAUCCUGCUCGCCUUCUGCCUCGUUGCCUGGGCGCUCUCCCGCCUGCUCGUCCCGCGCUUCCUGCGCCUGCUCGUGCGCGUGUCAAGGGGCAACAACGAGCUGUACCAGCUGGGCAUCAUGGGCAACUGCCUCUGUGUGGCUCUGCUCUCCGAGUAUCUUGGGCUGUCGCUAGAGGUCGGGGCGUUCAUUGCCGGCCUCAUGCUCUCAGGCGGCACAUACAGCGAGAGAACACUGCACCAGGUGGAGCCGGUGCGCAACAUGUUUGCGGCGCUCUUCCUGGCGUCCAUAGGCAUGGUGAUGCACCCCAUGUUCCUCUGGCAGCACAAGGACAUCUUGCUCCUCGCGCUUGCGGUUGUUUUCCUGGGGAAGACGCUGCUCGUUGCUCUCGUGGGAGAUGUGGGGAAGCUUGCAUUGCGGGGUAACGGCAAACCUCCCUAUGGUAACGGCAAACCUCCCUAUGGUAACGGCAAACCUCUAACAGCCCACGCCCGCCCUAUCUCCCCUCCCCAUGGUCCCUGCCACUUGCUUUCUCUUCUGUAUGUCCGGGACCGUGGAUACAGUGCUGACACAGCAGUAGCCGUGGGCAUAGGGCUCGGCACAGCAGCAGCGGUGGGAAUAGCCCUGGCGCAGAUAGGAGAAUUCUCCUUCGUCCUCCUCUCGCGAGCGCAAACGCUGAAGCUGGUGGGGCACAAGCUGUACCUGCUGCUCAUGGGCACCACGGCGCUCUCCCUCGUGCUCACGCCCUUCGCCUUCAAGCUCGUGCCGCGCCUCGCCGCCAUUGGCGCCCACCAGGACCGCGCUCGCCUCAUGCUCAAGAACAAGAGGGCAGUGUGGAGAAUCGAGGAGGCUCGGGAGCAGGUCCGGGAGGUGGCUUGGCUGGAGCAGGUUCAGGAUCUGGCUCCAUGGUUGCAUCAGGCUCAGCAAGCGCAGGAUUGA